Molecule: messenger RNA, 774 nt
Organism: Cyclocybe aegerita
Lineage: Eukaryota; Fungi; Basidiomycota; Agaricomycetes; Agaricales; Hemipholiotaceae
Source: the annotation of a GenBank genome assembly
AUGCGACCCUUCCACCUCGCUGGCAUCUGCACUGCGCUCGCCGCUCUUGUGUCGGGGCAGACCGUCUACCUCGCCGGCGACUCGACCAUGGCGCGGAACGGAGGCGGUUCAGGCUCAGACGGCUGGGGCCAGUACCUUGGGCAGUACCUCUCCAUCCCCGUCGUGAACAGUGCCAUCGCCGGUCGGUCGUCGCGGUCAUACACGGACCAAGGCCGAUUUGACACCCUCAUCAACACAGUCAAGGCAGGCGACUUUGUCGUACUCGAGUUUGGACACAACGACGGCUUGUCGGGGGCCACGGAUAAUGGCCGCCAGGUUGCAUUUGGCCCUGAUUAUGGGACAACGGCGACUGUGACGACGUCAAGCGGCACGUCGAUCGUCAUCCACACCUUCAGCUACUACAUCCAAAACGCCGUCAACGCGCUAAAGGCGAAGGGAGCAAUCCCUAUCGUCUCUUCGCAAACGCCCUCCAACUACUGGACAGGCAACGCCAUCUCCGCCCCACCGCGUUUCGUCGAGUACGCCCGACUCUCCGCCAGCCGCACCGGAGUGACAUACGUCGAUCACUUCGCCUACGUCGCCGACUCAUACGGGGCCCUUGGGCAGUCGACGGUCGUCACGUACUUCCCUGUGGACAACACCCAUACGUCGCCGGCAGGUGCGAACGUUGUCGCGCAGGCGUUUGUCCGUGGCUUGACGUGCGGAGGAAGUGCGUUGGCUAGCAAGGUGAACGCUGCUGGAAGGGCUGUGUAUCGCGCAGGAAAAUGCGUAUAA